Messenger RNA from Ctenopharyngodon idella (grass carp), 2751 nucleotides. RefSeq names its product peroxisome proliferator-activated receptor gamma (gene pparg). NCBI's taxonomy places the organism in Eukaryota, Metazoa, Chordata, Actinopteri, Cypriniformes, Xenocyprididae. Gene Ontology annotation, molecular function: RNA polymerase II cis-regulatory region sequence-specific DNA binding; zinc ion binding; nuclear receptor activity. The record is from RefSeq and is a predicted model, not a curated record. Gene Ontology annotation, cellular component: nucleus. The transcript has 7 exons. Gene Ontology annotation, biological process: negative regulation of inflammatory response; regulation of lipid metabolic process; hormone-mediated signaling pathway. Bases 96 to 1712 code for a protein of 538 amino acids.
GGUCAGUGCACUUAAAGACCACCUCUAGUGAGCAGCAGGUGAACACUGAAGAGAACAGCUCGAUUACUUUUACUCUGUUAACUUACUGUACAUUUAUGCUGCACAGGCGGUUCAAUAUUAAAAAGACAUCAUUCACAUCGGAUAUGGUGGACACGCAGACGUUCGCCUGGCCCGUGGGAUUCGGCCUGAGCGCUCUGGAACUGGACGAACUUGACGACAGCUCACACUCGCUGGACAUGAAGCCUUUCUCCACGCUGGACUACGCCACCAUUUCCGGCAUCGAGUAUGAGCCGAGUCCGCCGCAGAACGAGAUUCCACACAUGAUGGAUCUGACGCACAUGUACAGCUACAGGACGCAGGAGAACUACAGGACGCAGGAGAACUACAGGAUGCAGGAGAACUACAGGACGCAGGAGAGCAUCUACAGAGCUCACGAGAGCAGCUACACCGCCGAGGACAGCGGAUACAGAGCGCACCAGACACAAAACUCGAUCAAACUCGAACCCGAGUCUCCUCCACAGUUUGCCGAGAACAGCCUGUCACUUUCCAAAGCUCACGAAGAUCCGUCCGCCUCCGUGCUGAACAUCGAGUGUCGUGUGUGUGGAGACAAGGCCUCGGGCUUCCAUUACGGCGUUCAUGCCUGCGAGGGCUGCAAGGGAUUUUUCCGCAGAACCAUUCGGUUGAAGCUGGUCUACGACCACUGCGACCUGCACUGCCGCAUCCACAAGAAGAGUCGCAACAAGUGCCAGUACUGCCGCUUUCAGAAGUGCCUGAUGGUUGGCAUGUCACACAACGCCAUUCGUUUUGGUCGAAUGCCCCAAGCCGAGAAAGAGAAGCUCUUGGCCGAGUUCUCCACUGACAUGGACCACAUGCACCCAGAAUCGGCUGAUCUCCGAGCGCUGGCCAGGCAUCUGUACGAGUCCUAUCUGAAGUAUUUCCCCCUGACCAAAGCCAAGGCCAGAGCCAUACUGUCAGGAAAGACCAGCGACAAUGCACCUUUCGUUAUCCACGACAUGAAGUCUCUGAUGGAAGGAGAGCACAUGAUCAACUGCCGGCAGAUGCCCAUGCAGGAGCACCGGAGAUCCGACAUGGGCAUCAUGCAAGAAGUGGAGCUUCGUUUCUUCCACAGCUGCCAGUCGCGUUCGGCCGAAGCCGUCAGCGAAGUCACUGAAUUUGCCAAGAGCAUCCCGGGCUUUGUCAACCUGGACUUGAACGACCAAGUGACGCUCCUGAAGUACGGCGUCAUCGAGGUGCUCAUCAUCAUGAUGGCUCCGCUCAUGAACAAAGACGGCACGCUCAUCUCCUACGGUCAGAUCUUCAUGACCCGCGAGUUCCUCAAGAGCCUGCGCAAACCCUUCUGUGAAAUGAUGGAGCCCAAGUUCGAGUUCUCCGUCAAGUUCAACAUGCUGGAGUUGGACGACAGCGACAUGGCGCUGUUCCUGGCCGUCAUCAUCCUGAGCGGAGAUCGUCCCGGACUGCUGAACGUCAAGCCCAUUGAGGAUCUACAGGAGACGGUUCUUCACUCUCUGGAGCUGCAGCUGAAGACCAACCAUCCAGACUCGCUCCAGCUCUUCGCCAAGGUCCUGCAGAAGAUGACGGACCUGCGGCAGCUGGUGACCGACCACGUCCAGCUGAUCCAGCUGAUGAAGGAGACGGAGUUGGACUGGUGCUUACACCCGCUCCUGCAGGAGAUCAUGAGGGACUUGUACUAGUCUGUGUUUGUGAUCCUGAGCUUUGGUUUACUGCUCUGAAGUUUUUGCACUGUAACAGACAGAGAAACCAGCAGAGAGUGAUACUGGUUCGACAGAGAUUCGUUUCUGCGUCGUGUCCACUGCUGCGGCGCUGGUUAAAGAGGGCAGUACCACUGUGAAAAUGUUCUUUAGCAGGUGAUUUUUGCAUUCAUGGUCCUUACAGAUAAAGACAAGGACAUAAAAGUGACACUCCAUAUUUAAUUUUGAAUACAGCGGUGUCCAAAAGUCUGAGACUACAUUUGUAAAGAUUAAAAAAAAUAAUAAUAAAUAAAUAAAUAAACAAACAAAAGGACUGACGUUCUGUUUCUAGCUGACUGGGCAAAAAUUAAAACUCCUUUAAAGAGACUUUUUUUGCUUUCAUUGAAGUUUAAAAUGCUUUAAUGCUCAGAUUCUGUUCAUUUCAGGAGAAAUACUGCUGAUUCUAGCUUCAAGAACUACUGUCUCAGACUUCUGGACACUGUUUUACUGUGGUUCAUUUUUGGCCAUCAUCAAAAACUUGAUAAUAAGUUCAGAUUUACACAAUCUUCCGGAGUGCCACACAUGAUGUCUCCAACAUUUGUUCAUGUAGGACUGCAAUGAAAGAGAACUGAAAACACACACAAACCAGAGACUGUGAGCAGAUAAAUCUGAAUAUGUUUAUUUUAACCACUGAUAUUGGGUCACACGUGACCAUUUCUUCCUCGUCAAGCAAAUAAAACACUUUCUUAGAUUAUUUUCCAAAGAUCUGCUCUUUUUCGCCUCAAAUUCUGAUCUUAAAUAUGUCGCCUUUUACAUUUAUGAACAAUCUGUUUAAACUGCGAGGGACUUUUUUUGCUUUAUUGUUCUCGGUCAGGACUUCAAAUCAUUCUAAAGCCUUAAUUUUUUACUUUAAUUCACAAAAUGUAUGUAAAUAUGAAACAAAGAUUUUAAAAGGGAGCUCUUUCAUACAUUUUAAAUGGCAUGAUGUAAACCGUUAAAUGUCAAUUGUAUUUGAAUAUGUAAAUAAAUAUUUUCAAACUAA